UGUAUCCUCUUUCUUACUUCAUCACCAUGUGAUCCAUUUUCAGACAAUUUACACACUGUUAGCGACAACAUAAAGGAUCAACAGUUAGUGUGUGUCUAUGUGAGAGAGAAAGGGGGAAAAAAAAAAUAGAAUAUCCCAAAUCAUUUUAGUUGACACAGAUAUUUAUAAUAUGUUAUCUCUUUCUGUAUUUUGAAGAAAACAAAGAAAUGUGAGCCUAAUUAUUCUGGAUCUUUCUCGAUCUAAUUCUUGUUUUUGUUACUGAGGACAAAUCUGCUUUCUAGGUGAGCUAACUAGGGUUUAUUUAUUUUGGGGUUUUCAACAUAUGGAAAAUAAUUGAGCCACAAUACUGUGUUUGCAUGUAAAUGGGGUUUUCUUGAAAACAGGUUUUAUUGGUUUCUUGAACACAAAUUUUGGUACGAGUUUGAAUAUGGGCUUUUUGCUGUGAGGAGUGUAUAAAUUAAAGUUCAAAUACAGUUGCUCAUUUGCAUAAGCAUUUAAAUGAUAUGCAAUGUUUGGGCUGCAUUUCAAACUAUUGUGAGCAAAAGUCAGGCUUUGCGAAGCAUGGUAGGCUUCAGAAUUAAGGAGGUUGCCGUGCAAAGUUUCCAACCAACCAGUUUAAUUUAGUUCUUUGUGUUUUUGGGUUGUUGAUCUGGAUCUUCAUUUUGCUCCCAAAUUUUUGUGAUCAGGAAUAUGGCAACUCCAGUUGAGCCACCAAAUGGGGUUAGGACACCAGGGAAGCAUUACUAUUCUAUGUGGCAAUCCCUUUUUGAAAUUGAUACGAAAUAUGUACCUAUUAAGCCUAUUGGUCGAGGGGCGUAUGGAAUUGUUUGUUCUUCGGUUAACAGGGAAACCAAUGAGAAGGUUGCAAUCAAGAAAAUAAACAAUGCUUUUGAGAAUCGUGUUGAUGCUCUGAGAACGUUGCGUGAACUAAAGCUGCUUCGCCACCUUAGACAUGAGAAUGUGAUUGCUCUGAAAGAUGUGAUGAUGCCAAUCCACAGGCGAAGUUUCAAAGAUGUUUAUCUGGUUUAUGAACUGAUGGAUACAGAUUUACAUCAGAUAGUCAAAUCCUCUCAAACACUCACAAAUGAUCAUUGCCAGUAUUUCCUAUUCCAGUUGCUUCGAGGUCUGAAGUAUCUCCAUUCUGCAAAUAUUCUUCAUCGUGACUUGAAGCCCGGGAACCUGCUCAUCAAUGCUAACUGCGAUCUGAAAAUAUGCGACUUCGGGCUUGCACGCACGAGCAGCGGCAAGGACCAGUUUAUGACUGAAUAUGUUGUUACACGCUGGUAUAGGGCUCCAGAACUCCUCCUUUGCUGUGACAACUAUGGAACAUCUAUUGAUGUAUGGUCUGUUGGUUGCAUUUUUGCCGAGCUCUUAGGGAGGAAACCCGUAUUUCCAGGUACUGAAUGCCUUAACCAACUGAAAUUGAUUAUCAACAUCCUUGGCUGCCAGAGGGAAGAAGAUCUUGAAUUUAUUGACAAUCCAAAGGCGAGGAAAUACAUCAAAUCACUUCCGUACUCUCCUGGAACGCCAUUUUCCCGCCUCUAUCCGCAAGCUCAUCCUUUGGCCAUUGAUCUCCUACAGAGGAUGCUCGUGUUUGACCCUUCAAAAAGAAUUAGCGUUUUGGAAGCGCUUCAACACCCUUACAUGUCUCCUUUGUAUGAUCCGAACACGGACCCUCCCGCACAAGUUCCGAUCAAUCUUGACAUAGACGAGGACUUAGGGGAAGAGACGAUAAGGGAAAUGAUGUGGACGGAAAUACUUCAAUACCAUCCUGAUGCUGCCACAGCUGCUAUGGAAGUUGUUCUGUGAGCUCAUGUUAGAGAUAAUGUAGCUUUUUGUAACUUGUCUCAAAAAGUUUUUCUGCUUUCAAUAAAAAUCGAGUCUUGAUUCAUCGACAGUUUGAGCUGUGAUGCAUAAAAAGAACUGCUUAGUUGUAUAAGCUUGAACUUCUUGAGCAUGUAGUUCUUAAUCUGUAUAUAGGUGUGGUUUUGUACGUCUAAUUAAGGACCUUUAAGCUUUAUGAAUGUACUGACAGUUUUAAUUGUUGUACUGA
Lycium barbarum (goji berry) is the source of this 2053-nucleotide messenger RNA. Its product is annotated as mitogen-activated protein kinase homolog NTF3. Gene Ontology annotation, biological process: protein phosphorylation; intracellular signal transduction. Gene Ontology annotation, molecular function: MAP kinase activity; ATP binding. Gene Ontology annotation, cellular component: nucleus; cytoplasm. Lineage: Eukaryota; Viridiplantae; Streptophyta; Magnoliopsida; Solanales; Solanaceae. The transcript has 4 exons. The coding region runs from base 691 to 1809 and encodes 372 amino acids. The record is from RefSeq and is a predicted model, not a curated record.